GUGGUCACUGUGCACCUUGGGUAAGAAAUAGUGCUGUGCUGGCUUUGGAUCCAGUCCAGCGCAGUCCCAGUGGUGGUGGCCACAGAGGUGCUUGUGUCACCCCUCCAACAGCUCCAGGCAACUCGGCACAACGAGAGACACUUCAUUUGUUCAGGGAAAAGUUAAGGAAGAGGAGAAGAGUCUCUGCCUGGUAAUCCAGGGAAUUCUACUGCAUCUUACCAAGACAAUCUUACCAAGACAAUCAAGGUAGUAUCUCUACAAGUCUGCAAGAGCCACAGUGUUACUGGGCUUGAGGUAUCCCAUAAUGCAGAUACAGCUGCAGUGACCAAAGUUUUAGAUCACAACACUUCAUUCCUCUUGAAUACCUGGAAAGCCUUCCCAAGAAGGACAGAUACAAACUACUCCAGACUGCAAAGACUAUAAUAAAUACCUAACUGUUCAAUGCCCAGACAUUGCUGAACAUCCACAAGCACCAAAACCAUCCAGGAAAACAUGACCUCACCAAAUGAAGUAAAUAAGGCACAAGUGGCCAAUCCCGGAAUGACAGACAUGUGACCUUUCAGACAGAAAAUUCAGCAUAGCUGUUUUAAGGAAGCUCAAUGGAAUUCAAGACAACACAGAGAAGGAAUUCAAAAUCCUACCAGUUAAAUUUAACAAAGAGAUUGAAAUAGUUUUUAAAAAUUAAGCAAAAAUUCUGGAGUUGAAAAAUUUAACUGACAUACUGAAGAAUGUAUCAGAGUCUUCCAACAGCUGAACUAAUGAAGCAGAAUAAAUAAUUAGUGAGCUUGAAAACAGGCUGUUUGAAAACACAGUCAGAGGAGACAAAAGAAAAAAGAAUAAAAAACAAUGAAUCACACCGACAGGAUCUGUAAAAUAGCCCCAAAAGGGCAAAUCUAAGAGUUAUUGGCCUUAAGGAGGAGGCAGAAAAACAGAUAGAGUAGAAAGUGUAUUCAAAGGGAUAAUAACAGAGAAAAUCCCAAACCUAGAGAAAGAUAUCAAUAUUCAAGUACAGGAAGGUUAUAAAACACCAAACAGAUUUAACUCAAAGAAGAUUACCUCAAAGCAUUUAACAAUCAAACUUCCAAAGGUUAGGAAUAAAGAAAGGAUAUUAAAAGCAGCAAGAGAAAAAAAGUAAAUAACAUACAAAGAAGUUCCAGUAUGUCUGGCAGCAGACAUCUCAGUGGAAACCUUUCAGGCCAGGAGAGGGUGGCAUGACAUAUUUAAAGUACUGAAAGAAAAAAGAAAAAAAAACUUUCCUCAUAAAAUAGUAUACCCAGCAAAAAUAUCUUUUAAACAUGAAGGAGAAAAUGUUUUCCCAGACAAAGAAAAGCUGAGGGAUUUCAUCAAUACGAGACCUGUCCUACAAGAAAUGCUAAAGGAGUUCUUCAGUCUGAAAGAAAAGGAUGUUAAGCAAUAAAAAAUCAUCUGAAGGUACAAAAUCCACUGAAAACAGCAAGUACACAGACAAACUCAGAAUAUUAGAACAUUGUAAUUGUGGUAUAUAAAGUACUCAUAUCUUGAGUAGAAAGACUAAAAGAUAAACCUUUCAAAAAUAAUAAUUACAACAUCUUUUCAAGACAUAGUAUAAUAAGGAAUAAAUAGAAAUGACUAAAAGUUUAAAAGUGGGAUGAAUUGAGUUAAAAAGUCAAAUUUGUAUUAGUUUUCCUCUUAUUUGUCUGCUUAUUGUUUUUGUUUGUUUUUGAAAUCAGUGUUAAGUUGUUGUCAGCUUAAAAUAAUGGGUUAUAAGAUGUUAUUUGCAAGCCUCAUGGUAACCUCAAAUCAAAAAACCUACCACAGAUACACAGACAAUUAAAAGUGAGAAAUUAAAGCAUACCACUAGAAAAAAAAUUACCUUCACAAAAAGGAACACGGGAAGAAAAGAAGGAAGAAAGAGAAGACUGCAAAACAACCAGAAAGCAAGCAAUAAAAUUGCAGGAGUACAUCUUUACAUAUCAAUAACAACAUUGGAUGGAAAUAAAUGAACAUCUUCAAUCAAAAGACAUAGAGUGGCUGAAUGGAUUUAAAAAAAAAGACCAAAUGGUCUGUUGCCUACAAGGAACACACUUCACCUAUAUAUACACAUAGGCUAAAGAUAACGGAGUGGAAAAAGAUAUUCCUUGCAAAUGAAAACCAAAAAAGAGCAGAAGUAGCUAUUCUUAUAUUGCAUGAAAGAGAUUUCAAGACAAAAACUAGUGAUGGACUAAGAGCUCCAGCUGGGGAAGUGUCACUGCCAAGCCUGCAGCCUGACGCCCUCUCAAUAGUGCCUGCAUUGGGUGUCACAGCACCUGUCUGAGCACUGGGCACACCCAAGAGCAGGCUCAGCUCCCACCCAGCCUUCCCAUCUUGGCUGCUGCUUGGAGCCUGUACUGUCACUGCUGCCCUUUCUCUCAGGCCACACAGCCCAGUAAACACAGCCACAAGCUAUAUCGACAGUGCCCAUGUUCUGCUGCUGAGCCACCAUAGAGUCACUCAAUCCUUGGAGCCUAAAUAUACACAGCCCUGCUCUCAGACAUACUUCCAUUAGAUUUAAUAGCCAGCCUUCAUCAAUACUAAUUUUCAGCUAUGGAAUCAAAUAUAUAUAGUCCUACUCUGGGACACACCUCUACCAGAUUUAAUAGACAUUCCUCAUUAACACUUUCAUCUAUGGAAUUGCAGACAGUUGAUGAUGAAGCAAUGAUAUCAUAAAUGAAUAUCAAGUCAGGGAAGCAGAAUGAUGCCCAAGGGUGGAUGUUCUAAAACAUGACAAGAAUUUUCUCUCAGUGAUGACAUGGCAGAGAAAUAAGCUAGGAAAAAAUGAUAAGAUAAAGUUUCUCUAACCAAGACCUCAAAGCUGGACUACAGUGAUGGAGGGAAGGAAUUGAGAGAGCAAGCCACCAAGCGGAAGCUGCUCUUCACCCUAGUGGGGGCAAUGGAGAGCAGAAGGACUCAGGCACAGAUGCUUCCAGCCAGCCCAGUCUCUGUUGUGGUACUGCAAGGUUGAUACACUCCCUGACGCACCACAGCAUGAGAUGGAGGUUCCUACAGCCAAGAAGAAAGAGAAGCAGGUUCUGAGCAGAAGACGAUUAAGAAGGAGCCUGUCAUCCAGAAGUCCAGCCUGCUAUUCGGCAUGGGGCUAUCAGGGAUCCAAGCCAGCUACCUCAUCUCUGAACACCAGCAGGUGACUCUUCCCAUGCAGAUGACAGCCAAGGAGUCUGAAAACAGCCCAGAGGACAAAACACCAAAUCACCCCUCCCAGUCUACAGUGUGUUGGAAGGGAAUAGCUAACUCUGCCUCAAAAAACAAAGAUAAAGGGAACAAGACAAACAAACAAGAAGAGACCUUUCUGCACUGAGCUGCCAUCUGAAGGGAUAUCCAGGACUUCAAAGGGCUCAUUAGUGAGUGGAUGGACAUCAACACCAAGGUCUUCACAGGCUGGACAGUGCCGCAUGUGACAUGUAACAAGGGAUAUUACACGGUUGCAAAGCAGCCACUGGCCCCAGGUACAGAGGUGAACACUAAGGGCCUGGUGAACACUACGCCUUUGCAGAACACCACCAACAACAGGCAUGACAAGAUUGGCAACUUCCCUUGGCCCUUCACACGUCUGCUCUGUCCUGAUGUCUGGGUCAUUCUGUAGCUUCGUGUUCCCCUAUCCUAGCUAGUCUCAUGGUGCUGGGCAUGAGGAAGUAAGUUUUUGCCUCCCUAACCUCAAAGACCAGCUGUCCCCUCUAUCUGGCCCCAGCUUUCUCACCUUGGAUCGGUACCUGAACAGCCUCUCACAGUAUUCACAACAAGCACCAUCUAAAAAAAAAGGCUUAUAUCCAUGAAACAUGUAGGUCUGGUUGUGUUUUAUCAGGUGAAGGAUUACACCAAGUGGAAGGAGGCCUGCAGGAGUUGCUGCUGGUCCCUGUCGUUGUCACUGUGGGACUGUUAGACCCGCAAGGCAGAUCCAUCCAAGUCUGGAAUGAGGUAAUACCAUUCCACAGGUAUAGCCAGUGCAUAGGAUGAUAGAAUCAAGAUUCAAAAAAUGACGAUUAUAACCAGCUCAGAAGCAGUGAGCACUAAGAGGACUCAGCCUUCAUGGAGAAGUGGCUGUUUCCAGGUCUGAAGCAAGGAAUAACAUGAUGUACCCAAAACCCUCUGUCUUGCUGGAAAGGAGGGCUGGAACUCACAGGUGGGGAGGGUCUUAAGUAAUCAUCACAGCUCUGUGAAGAGCCCCCUGGCCAUAGGCAGUAUAGUUGGAGUGUGGUAAGGACAAGGCCAGGGGGACAAAUGAGGCCACAUCUGCUUGCAUCCAUCAUACUCCUUUAUGGCAAGUCAUGCCUGGCUAUUGUGGGAGAUGCUGGAAUCCACAGUGCCUAGGGUGUAAAAAACAGUUGCAAAAUGACAAGUCACUGUGGGGGAUGGAGGGGACUCUGAAUUAAAGAUUUCUGUGACAAUCAGGGAAACCUGAACUGAUUACAUAUUUGAUGUUAAAAAAAAUCCUAUUAAAUUUUUAGGUAAGACAAUGGCAUUAUGGUUUGUUUUGUUUGUUUUUUUUUAAGGGCCCUUCCAGAGAAAUGUACUGAAAAAGUCUACGCAAUGUCUGGGAUUUGCUAAACAAUACCUGGAAAGCAGACAGGUCUUUUUGUCAUUCCUCCAGGACAUCCACCAUAAGGAAAGGAGACCCUGGACCAACAUUCUCUAAGAUGUUUAUAUGGACCAGUGGCCGGACCUCUUCAUCUUAUAGACAUGAUGAAAAAAGAAAUAUUUACCAGAAAAUCAGGGACCAUGACCUCCUGGACAAAAGGAAAACAGUCACAGCACUGAAGGCAGGAGAGGACCGAGCUAUUCUCCUGGGACUGGCUAUGAUGGUGUGCUCCAUCAUGAUGUAUUUUCUGCUGGGAAUCACACUCCUGCGCUCAUACAUGCAGAGCGUGUGGACCGAAGAGUCUCAAUGCACCUUGCUGAAUGCGUCCAUCACGGAAACAUUUAAUUGCUCCUUCAGCUGUGGUCCAGACUGCUGGAAACUUUCUCAGUACCCCUGCCUCCAGGUGUACGUUAACCUGACUUCUUCCGGGGAAAAGCUCCUCCUCUACCACACAGAAGAGACAAUAAAAAUCAAUCAGAAGUGCUCCUAUAUACCUAAAUGUGGAAAAAAUUUUGAAGAAUCCAUGUCCCUGGUGAAUGUUGUCAUGGAAAACUUCAGGAAGUAUCAACACUUCUCCUGCUAUUCUGACCCAGAAGGAAACCAGAAGAGCGUUAUCCUAACCAAACUCUACAGUUCCAACGUGCUGUUCCAUUCACUCUUCUGGCCAACCUGUAUGAUGGCUGGGGGCGUGGCAAUUGUUGCCAUGGUGAAACUUACACAGUACCUCUCCCUACUAUGUGAGAGGAUCCAACGGAUCAAUAGAUAAACACAAAAAUGGAUAAAAUAAUUUUUGUUAAAGCUCAAAUACUGUUUUCUUUCAUUCUUCACCAAAGAACCUUAAGUUUGUAACGUGCAGUCUGUUAUGAGUUCCCUAAUAUAUUCUUAUAUGUAGAGCAAUAAUGCAAAAGCUGUUCUAUAUGCAAACAUGAUGUCUUUAUUAUUCAGGAGAAUAAAUAACUGUUUUGUGUUGGUUGGUGGUUUUCAUAAUCUUAUUUCUGUACUGGAACUAGUACUUUCUUCUCUCAUUCCGCCAAAACAGGGCUCAGUUAUUCAUUUGCCAAGCUUCGUGGAGGAAUGUAGGUGACAUCAAUGUGAUAAAGUCUGUGUUCUGAGUUGUCAGAUCUCUUGAAGACAAUAUUUUUCAUCACUUAUUGUUUACUAAAGCUACAGCCAAAAAUAUUUUUUUUUCUUAUUCUAAACUGAGCCCUAUAGCAAGUGAAGGGACCAGAUUUCCUAAUUAAAGGAAGUUAGGUACUUUCCUUGUAUUUUUUACCAUAUCACUGUAAAGAAGAGGGGAAACCCAGCCAGCUACUUUUUUUCAUCACUUUUUAUUCAUAACUUCAGAUUUGUAAAACUAAUUUCCAAAAUAUAAGCUGUUUUCAUUAGCCAGUUCUACAAUAUCUUCCUGUGAUUUAUGUAGAAAAUGAACACACCCCUUUUCCAUUUAAGACCCUGCUACUGUGUGAAGAGAUGAUACUUACAAGGAGUGUCAUUACCUGUGAGCUGACUGAAUGUUGGUAGGUGCUCCAUUACAAUCCAGGAAAGUCUGUGUUACUGAUAUUUGUGUGGAAAUCUUUAUUUCAUUUCAAUUUAACCAUUAGAUGGUAAAAUUAAGAUGCUACUUGUUGGUAAAAAUUGGUGGACUGGUUUCAAUGGCUAAAUCUGUUGUGGCAAAUUAAUGUGUUGGAAUAUUGCUCUUUGUGAAUUUGUGCUUAAGUCAAUGAAUGUGUAGUAUCUCCUUCUGACAAGCAUUCCCUAUUGGGAUUUUAAAGCUAUGUGCACAGAAUAUUAGUCUCUUCUACAUGUUUUAUUUUUCUAUUUAUAAUUCCCUUUUUUGUUGUUAUAUUUUAUACACAGAAUAGAUCUUUUUUCUAACACAUAUUUGAACUGAAUAACAGACUUAAAGAAAGCCUUUGUUCACAUUGCUAUUUACUUUUGUGUUUGGGGGAAAAUACGAGGGAUUGAUUUUAAAUAAAAAACAUUCCAUCUUUCAUUUAAUAUCAAUAUCAAAAGAAGAAGACAAACAUCUAUCUUUCUCAUCUAUAUUUAAGUACCUUUUUGUAAUGUAGUAUCAAAGUUUUUUAGGUAAUGCAAAAUUUUACAAAUCAUUUGUGGAAUGAAUGGUAAAACUAAUCUGAUGAAAUGGAAAAUUAUUCUGCAAUAUUGUAAUUCAUAGUUUGACUUUUCAUAAGCAAAUAAAUCCCUAGGAUGUAAUCAGGACUUCAAAUGUGUAAUUAAAUUUUUUUUAAAAAAAUCUAUUAAAUUGCAAGAUUUGAAUACUUCUUGCAUUCUGAGCUGACAAGCCCAUGGUAGUCCAAAAAUUUGUAUUUCAAUACCUUUAAAAAUAUUUUGAGUGAUUACAAAGA
Molecule: messenger RNA, 6975 nt
Organism: Gorilla gorilla gorilla (western lowland gorilla)
Lineage: Eukaryota; Metazoa; Chordata; Mammalia; Primates; Hominidae
Gene: KCNMB2
Product: potassium calcium-activated channel subfamily M regulatory beta subunit 2
Exons: 5
Coding region: 4668-5375 (235 amino acids)
Biological process (GO): detection of calcium ion; potassium ion transport
Cellular component (GO): membrane; voltage-gated potassium channel complex
Molecular function (GO): calcium-activated potassium channel activity; potassium channel regulator activity
Source: RefSeq, a predicted model, not a curated record